Molecule: messenger RNA, 1684 nt
Organism: Corticium candelabrum
Lineage: Eukaryota; Metazoa; Porifera; Homoscleromorpha; Homosclerophorida; Plakinidae
Exons: 1
Coding region: 1-1590 (529 amino acids)
Source: RefSeq, a predicted model, not a curated record
AUGCCAAUGUAUGCUCUGGCCACAAUUCCACUUCUAAAGAGUGUGCAGACGAAUGGUACAAAGCAGGUAUGGUAUGCAGAUGAUGCAGCUGCUGGAGGCUCGCUAGACUGUCUACAUAAAUGGUGGAACAGGUUGGUUGACUUAGGUGCUAUGUUCGGGUAUCUUCCAAAUCCCAAAAAGUCAUGGUUGCUAGUGAAAUCAGGAAAUAUUGACAAAGCUACACAUCUCUUUGAAAAUACCAAUAUCAACAUUACUACAGAAGGACAAAAGUACCUUGGAGCUGCUAUUGGAAACAAAGAUUUCUGCAAUAAUUUCCUGCAAGAAAAGGUGACCAAUUGGAAGUUACAAGUAGAGCGACUCAGUUGCAUUGCCCAAACUCAACCACAAGCUGCUCACUCGAUAUUCACACGGGGUCUGAUUGGACGCUGGAAAUUUGCACUCAGAACCAAUGAAAACUUUGCAGAGUACCUUAAUCCUCUGGAGGAGGCGUUACGAUCCAAACUGAUUCCCGCCAUAACCAAUAGAAGUACUCCAGGAGACAAGAUGAGAAGGCUUUUUGCACUACCACCUCGACUAGGCGGCCUUGGAAUUGUAGAUCCACGUUCGUUGACUUGUGAGCUGGAAUACUCAAAGUUAAUUUGUGCGCCACUGGUCAACCGAAUUGUGCAACAAGAAACAAACCUGGAUAACGUUCCUACCAAGCAGAAUUCUAUGAAAGCUAGCAUUCGCCAGCAAAAACAUCUAGCACAAAAGUCUCAUUCUGAAAUCACUGUCAAUGAUCUAUCUGUGGAAUUGAAACGUUCAGUUGAAUUGGCCUGUGAGAAGGGUGCCUCCUGCUGGCUGACCGCAAUCCCACUAGAGCAACACGGAUUCACUUUGCACAAAUCUGCGUUUCGGGAUGCCCUGUGCCUCAGAUACGGUUGGCACCCGUCCAACCUCCCAGACAUAUGUCCAUGUGGAUCUAAAUUCUCAGUAGAUCACUCUCUGUCAUGUCCAACAGGAGGAUACCCCAGCAUCCGCCAUAACGAGGUCCGCGAUUUAUUUACCAACUUGUUGACAGAGGUUUGCCACGAUGUACACAAAGAGCCCGUUCUGCAACCUCUCAACGGCGAGGUGUUUCAAAAACGCUGUACUACCUCUGACGAAAAUGCCAGACUUGAUAUUGCUGUCAGUGGAUUUUGGGGUGGGCACUUCCAACGAACUUUCUUUGACGUCAGGGUCUUCAACCCUAAUGCCUCAUCCUACAAAUCAGUGCAGAUCCCGUCAUUAUAUAAACGGCAGGAACAAGAGAAGAAAAGGCGAUACGAGGAACGAAUUAAUAACGUGGAGCUUUCAUCGUUCACGCCAAUCAUUUUAGCAUGCACUGGAGGAUGCAGUAAACUGACGUCUAUUUUUUUGAAAAGACUAGCCUCACUUUUAUCGGAAAAGCACCACACCGAGUACAGCACAACUAUCAACUGGCUGAGAUGUCGACUGUCAUUUGCACUCCUUCGGGCCUGCGUGAUGUGUUUGCGAGGAUGCAGGUCCAAGCUUCACAGAACCUCAAGGGACUUCAACAUUCUGCUGGAAGCAGCAGAAAGUAGAUUAUAGAAGACUGUUUAUCUCAAAGUUGUUACAACCUAGAAACUUGUUGCUAUAGAGGAAGCUUUUACAUACAGUAGUAGUAUGUAGUAGUGUGUUAGCA